UGUUUCUUCCAUUUAUUCGCUGCUCCUUCCUCUUCAUCGCGCGGUAGCGAAGGGUUUCAAAAGAGUAAUCUCAGAUUCUCAAAAGACUCUUCGCGGAUUGGAGCAAUUCUCAUAAUACAUGAAUAAUGUGUACAAACUCCAUUGUUGUAUAAUCAAAACUUGCAAGCAGCAUGAUCCUCGCUCUCUCCGUAGCCUCCUUCUUUCCUGUGCUGCUGCAGCUCCCGAAAGCUUAUCUCAUGCUCGCUAUGUAUUCUCUCGGAUUCCUUCUCCAGAUACCUUCGCUUACAACACCAUCAUACGAGCACAUUCUCAUUUUUUUCCUUCUCAUUCUUUGUCCUGUUUCUCUUCUAUGCGGUGCAAUGGCGUCCCCUGUGAUAAUUUCACAUUCCCAUUUGUUCUUAAGGCAUGUGCUCGAUUGCAAAUGGAUCUUCACUUGCAUUCCCUUAUUGUUAAAUAUGGUUUGGACUCUGAUAUUUUUGUGCAGAAUUCAUUGAUGAGUGUUUAUGGUUGCUGUGGGUCUGUUGAGAUUGCAGUCAAGGUGUUUGAUGAAAUGUCUGAGAGAGAUUCUGUUUCUUGGUCUACUAUUAUUGUUUCUUUUGUUAAUAAUGGCUAUGCAUCUGAGGCUUUGGCCUUGUUUAAGGCAAUGCAGCUGGAAGAUAAAGUAGUUCCUGAUGAGGUAACCAUGCUCAGUGUGAUAUCUGCGAUCUCGCACUUGGGAGCAUUAGAAUUGGGUCGUUGGGUUCGGAUGUUUAUCGACAAGCUUGGCUUGGAAAUUUCUGUUGCUUUGGGCACUGCGCUUAUUGACAUGUUCUCCAGAUGUGGCUCCAUUGAUGAAUCAGUUGUAGUAUUCGAAGAGAUGGCGGUGAGGAACGUGUUGACAUGGACCGCGCUGAUAAACGGGUUUGCAGUCCACGGGCGCAGUAGGGAGGCUUUGGCAGUGUUCCACAGCAUGAGGAAUUCAGGGGUGCAGCCAGAUUAUAUAACCUUCUCUAGUGUCUUAGUAGCUUGUAGCCAUGGCGGUCUUGUAAAAGAAGGUCGGGAUAUUUUCGAAACCAUUUCGAAGGAUUAUCAGAUGGUUCCUCAUCUAGAGAAUUAUGGCUGCAUGGUUGAUCUUCUUGGCCGUGCAGGGCUGCUGAAUGAAGCUUACGAAUUUGUGGAAAGAAUGCCAAUGAAGCCGAAUUCAAUCAUCUGGAGGACCCUUCUCGGAGCAUGUGCGAAUCACAACGAUCUUGAUAUAGCUGAGAAGGUGAAGGCGAAGAUCUCCGAGCUAAACUCGUCGCACGAUGGCGAUUUUGUGCUUCUAUCCAAUGUGUAUGGAGCAGCUGGUAGAUGGGUAGAGAAGACAUCGGUGAGGAGUAGGAUGAGAAGCAAAAGAAUAGGCAAAGAACCUGGCUGUAGUUUGAUUAAUAUAGACCAAGCGACUCACGAGUUCGUUUCUGGGGACGAUUCUCAUCCACAGUCCGAGGAGAUAACGAAGUUCUUGAGCUCGAUUAUUGGGGAUCUAAGAAACAGCGGUUACACGCCUCGCACGGAAAAUGUACUACACGAUAUUGACGAGGAAGAAAGAGAGCAUUCCUUGAGUUAUCACAGUGAGAAAUUAGCUGUGGCCUUUGCUCUUCUUAGUUUGAAAGAUAAAAGGACGAUAAGGAUCAUGAAGAAUCUUAGAAUUUGUCAUGACUGUCAUUCGUUUAUGAAACAUAUUUCAGACAAGUAUGAGAGGAAGAUAAUUAUUCGGGAUCGCAAUCGAUUUCAUCAUUUUGAUAAAGGGUCAUGUUCAUGUCGUGAUUAUUGGUGAAAAUUUUCCCUUGAG
Messenger RNA from Cucurbita moschata (crookneck pumpkin), 1810 nucleotides. RefSeq names its product pentatricopeptide repeat-containing protein At4g21065-like. Lineage: Eukaryota; Viridiplantae; Streptophyta; Magnoliopsida; Cucurbitales; Cucurbitaceae. The transcript has a single exon. Gene Ontology annotation, biological process: RNA modification. Gene Ontology annotation, molecular function: protein binding; zinc ion binding; RNA binding. Bases 119 to 1795 code for a protein of 558 amino acids. The record is from RefSeq and is a predicted model, not a curated record.